Mixia osmundae IAM 14324 is the source of this 450-nucleotide messenger RNA. RefSeq lists its product as uncharacterized. The coding region runs from base 1 to 450 and encodes 149 amino acids. Gene Ontology annotation, cellular component: nucleus. Gene Ontology annotation, molecular function: DNA binding. The record is from RefSeq and is a predicted model, not a curated record. NCBI's taxonomy places the organism in Eukaryota, Fungi, Basidiomycota, Mixiomycetes, Mixiales, Mixiaceae. The transcript is spliced from 3 exons.
AUGGCAAGCUUAGACUGGGACAGCAAGACUGUGAUCGGCUCUCGUACACAUGGCCCCAAGGUGGCAAAGGAUGAGAGCACCGUCAACGCCGCUCGUCGUACGGGAGCAGCCAUCGAGACUGACAAGCGAGCGACGGGCGGAGUCAAUCGAUCAGCUAUCGGCAAAGCGCCUGAUCACCAACGAAUAGCCAAGCUAGAUCGAGAGAACGAGGUUGCACCACCGGCGACAGUCUCACUCGAUCUGGCAAAGCUCAUCGCAAAGUCACGAGCCGACAAAGGUCUGACUCAGAAGGAGCUCGCUCAAAAGAUCAACGAAAAGUCCAUCGGGGACUACGAGAACGGCAAGGCGAUCCCGAACGUAGCCGUGCUGGGCAAGAUGGAGCGUAUACUGGGCGUCAAACUGAGAGGCAAGGAUAUCGGCCAACCGCUGCAGCUUGGGCCUAAGAAGUAG